AUGGCGAGUAGGGAGACCGGCGGGAUGGCGGCGGUGCGGUGCGCCGGAAGGAUCGGGGUCGUGGCCUCCGUGGUCAUGAACCUAGCUUGGAUCGCCAUGUACAUCCGCCGCCGCUACUUCGGCGGCGGCAGCGGAUCCGACAAAAACGGCGGCGUCACGACGGUGGAGCCGUCGAAAGGAAAACCGCCGGUCACUGAGGACUCAAUUGUUAACCUCGACCAUGGCGACCCGACUAUGUAUGAGGAGUUCUGGCGCGGGACAGGAGAUGGCGCCUCCAUCUUCAUCCCUGGUUGGCAAACAAUGAGCUACUUCUCCGACCUCGGCGGCAUUUGUUGGUUCGUGGAGCCUGGCUUCGAGCGCGAGGUGCGGCGUCUCCACCGGCUCGUGGGGAAUGCCAUGGUUGAUGGGUACCAUGUGCUCGUCGAGACAGGGUCCACACAGCUCUUCCAGGCCGUGCUGUACGCGCUCUCACCUGCAAGCGACGGCACGCCCAUGAACGGUCGUCUCACCGGCACCUUACUACUCGUCUUACCCAUCUGUGACGAACUUUCUGAACUCUGGGCUUUACCGUUGGGGUGGUGA
Molecule: messenger RNA, 582 nt
Organism: Miscanthus lutarioriparius
Lineage: Eukaryota; Viridiplantae; Streptophyta; Magnoliopsida; Poales; Poaceae
Source: the annotation of a GenBank genome assembly